This is a messenger RNA of Mollisia scopiformis, 159 nucleotides long. Its product is annotated as Tom7-domain-containing protein. The record is from RefSeq and is a predicted model, not a curated record. Gene Ontology annotation, biological process: protein insertion into mitochondrial outer membrane; protein import into mitochondrial matrix. The transcript is spliced from 5 exons. NCBI's taxonomy places the organism in Eukaryota, Fungi, Ascomycota, Leotiomycetes, Helotiales, Mollisiaceae. Bases 1 to 159 code for a protein of 52 amino acids. Gene Ontology annotation, cellular component: mitochondrial outer membrane translocase complex; mitochondrial outer membrane.
AUGCAGCUUUCAGAGGAAUCCAAGGAGCGCAUCGGAAAGGUCAUUGACUUCUCUCGUGUCGCUAUUCAUUAUGGCUACCUUCCCCUGAUCAUCUACCUUGGAUACACCUACAGCGAGCCUCGUCCAUCUCUCAUCAGACUCUUCUCUCCUCUCGCAUAA